Messenger RNA from Paramormyrops kingsleyae, 3004 nucleotides. Its product is annotated as haloacid dehalogenase-like hydrolase domain-containing 5. Gene Ontology annotation, biological process: glycerophospholipid biosynthetic process. The record is from RefSeq and is a predicted model, not a curated record. Gene Ontology annotation, cellular component: mitochondrion. Lineage: Eukaryota; Metazoa; Chordata; Actinopteri; Osteoglossiformes; Mormyridae.
UCCAGAUAUUAAUGCCUCUUUUUCAAAUACAAGAAGCCAUUGCGCAGGCAGCCACCAGUUUCCCACACAAUGCCACGACUGAUGGGCCUUUGCUUUUCGGCGGCCCGAGGUCGCCACUCCCACGGCGACGUAUGCUCUUACGUAGCAGCCUUUAUGUGCGUUUUUCAACGACUAUUGUCCAAUCCAAUGCAAUUGUCGUAUGGUGCGUUAAAGUAUAUAUUUAUACAUGCAGCACACCAAGCAACGCUUCAUUUGUUUCCUUACCGCACGAAUCGAACCACCUUUUCCGGUGUCUCCGCCUGUGAAAUACAGUAUGGGGGAAUAGAUAGCGGGGUGAAAAGCCGUAAGACACAAAGGAGCUCAUCAGUAAGUCCGGGUGCUGUUAUAUCUGAGGCUGUGCACAGUCGGAGCAGCUGCAGAUUAAAAUGCAGGCUUUCUCUGCUUUACACCGGCUGGUGAGCGCAGUGUGCAGCCGGCCGGCGCUGCCACGCUGCGGGAUCUGCGGGACGGCGUCUGACACGCUCCAGCCAGGGUUCGGCUUGCUAUUUGAUAUCGAUGGCGUUCUUGUUCGUGGGCGGACGCCCAUUCCUGCAGCGAGGAAGGCCUUCCAGAAGCUCUUCAAUCCCCAGGGCCACUUCGUGGUGCCAGUGGUCUUUGUGACAAAUGCCGGGAAUUGUCUACGUCAGACCAAAGCAGACCAGCUCUCGCAUAUCCUGGGAGUGCCGAUCUCCCAGGAUCAGGUCAUGAUGUCACACAGUCCUCUGAGGAUGUUCAGGAAGUACCACGACAAGUGUGUGCUGGUGUCUGGACAAGGACCUGUGCUGGACAUCGCCAAAAAUUUGGGCUUUGAGAAGGUGCUGAGCAUCGGCAUGCUUCGAGAGUCGUUCCCCCUGCUGGAUGUGGUGGACCACAACCGGCGUCCUAAACUCCCGUCGUCUUCCAUUGCUAAUAUCCCCCAAAUUGAAGCCGUUAUUCUUUUCGGUGAGCCCAUUCGGUGGGAAACCAACCUGCAGCUUAUCAUUGACAUUCUUUUGACCAAUGGCAACCUGGGCCACGCCCACCAGAAUCUGAAGGUCCCCCAUCUUCCACUGUUGGCCUGCAACAUGGACCUCAUGUGGAUGGCAGAGGCUCACUCCCCACGGUUUGGUCACGGAGCCUUCCUUGUUUGCCUGGAGAACAUCUACAAGAAGAUAACGGGCAAAGAACUGAAGUACGAGGCCCUAGUGGGCAAGCCCAGCGAGCUGACGUACCAGUAUGCCGAAUACCUAAUCCGAGAGCAAGCCUCGGAGAGGAACUGGAGCCGGCCCAUUCGGUCCCUCUAUGCCAUCGGGGACAACCUCAUGACUGACAUCUAUGGUGCUAAUCUGUACAACCGCUACCUCGAAGAGCGGCUCGCCAGGAAGAAGAGGAAGGCAGUGGCCAAGAUGGCCACCGUCACGGGCUCCUCGGGCAUGCUGUCUCAGGAGGAUGACCUGGAUGGGCCUUGGGAGAGAGAGCUGGCCGCUCCCUCUGCCACCAGCUGCAAGUCCAUGCUGGUGUGCACUGGCGUCUACAAUCCCCACGCGGAGCUGCUGUCCGACGGAGGCCGGAAGUCGCAGCAGGCUGCCUUCCACGGGCACCGUGACUUCCAGUUUGACCCGGUUCUGGUGGAGCCAGGGUAUAUCGUGCGGGACGUGGAUGAGGCUGUGGAACUCAUCUUCGAGCAGGAGAAGUUUGUGGCCCAGUAGCUCCAGAUCACACUUUAUAAUGGAUCAAGACCAGCGAGAUCAUUUGAGCCUUUCCAUAGCUUAGAUGGAUAAAAAGCCAUGUGUUGGAUUUGUUCAGUGUAUUCCAGAAGGGAUAUAAGAAACAAAGACCGACUGUCAUUUAGACACAAGAUUUCAGACAUUUAGGAAACUCUGAAGAAAGCAUUUUUAACGAUACAGUAGUGUAUGCUGUGUUUAAAAAUCCCCUAUUGUUUCAGUCUUAAGAUUUGUUAUAUUGACAAAAGACACAUUUACAAAAGAUCUUUGACUACAAAAUUUUAUUAGGUAGCUAGAUACAGAGUAGAUAUAAUUAUGGUUGUUAAUGUUAAAGCUAAAAUAAUAUUUUACAAAAUAAUGUUAAAAUUAUCUUUACUAGUACUCUAAUUUUUAAAAUUACCUGUUUAUGUAAAUGAGAGUAUUUUUUUCCCAUGCAUUUUAUUUCCAAUAAUUUCUGAGAGCUGCUCUGUAAUGGGCAGGGAACCAGUCACAGUGGCGUUUUGGUUGGUUGAUGGGAGCUAAUUGCUUCCGUUUUUAAAGUCUUUCACAAUCCAAAAAUUAACAAAGGAGAGUGAGUUACAUGGGCAGCUACACAAUUAAGGACUUCACACUGUACUGUACUGCACUGCACUGAGAAGAGCUGGCUUUUGUAUAUGUGUUUAUAGACUGGGUACCUGCAUUGAUCUGCCAGUACGGUUUUUUUUCCAGUGGGAUGUUAUGGUACAAUCCGCUGUAGUUCACGCGGUGGUGCGUUAUACCCAUUGGUUGCGUUUUAAUUGCGCUACAUUAAUUGAACAACAAGCACUCGUGCCACAUUACAAGGCUGAAGCCAAGUAACACUGAAUAAGAUGCAGUAUUAAUUUAUCCGUUACGUCUUUAGUAAUAGUUGUGGUCAUCCUGCCCGUUGCCUCUGUUUCCGAAAACGAGGAGGGCAACGUGCAGAUUUUAAUAACCCUGCCUGUGGGUGUGGAGAUAAAGCAAUGCAGAGUGCCUCGGACACCAGGCAACUGUUAUGGUAGACAUGUACAAAUAUGAAAAUUACAUUUUGAUAAUAGAAUAUAAAUGUUUCAUUAGUGUAAUUUCGGUGCGGUUUCUUUGCUCUGUAUUUACAAUUACAGCGAUCGAAUUAAAAAAUAAGUUUUAAAAGAGACGUCUGAAAUCUGGAUGGGAGGAUAACAUCCACACACGCAGCACCGGUUCCGAAACGUAAUCCUGCGUUAAUGUUUAUGCAAAUUUUGUACAGUAAAGAACAGUAAAAGAAA